This is a messenger RNA of Galendromus occidentalis (western predatory mite), 396 nucleotides long. RefSeq names its product synaptic vesicular amine transporter-like. The transcript is spliced from 5 exons. The record is from RefSeq and is a predicted model, not a curated record. Gene Ontology annotation, molecular function: serotonin:sodium:chloride symporter activity. The coding region runs from base 1 to 396 and encodes 131 amino acids. Gene Ontology annotation, biological process: aminergic neurotransmitter loading into synaptic vesicle. Lineage: Eukaryota; Metazoa; Arthropoda; Arachnida; Mesostigmata; Phytoseiidae. Gene Ontology annotation, cellular component: synaptic vesicle membrane; terminal bouton.
AUGGGUGACGGGAAUCCUGAGCGAGUGCUCGGAAAAGUGAUUCCACGCGUAUCCAGCUUGCCUCAACUAAUCGUACCGCAUUUCAUCAUAGGUCUGGGUGUCGGCUGUACGGAUGUUUCGGUAUUGUCGCUGUUGGCUUCAUUCGGCGAUAUCUGGUAUCGGGAAUGGUGUUAUUCGAUGAUAUACGCUCUGAACCAGGCGGCGGUUUGCGCAGCCUAUUCUCUCGGUCCCGCUUGGGCGGGCGUCUCGGUUUCGCACUUCGGAUUUCCUGCCACGAUGACAACGUUGUCAGUGGUGAACAUUAUCUACGCCCCGUUCACCCUGGCGCUCCGUCCCCUGGAAAGAGCCCUCACAAGGGUACACGCCAAAAUGGAGUCGCGUUUCGCGGACGAGUAG